AUGACACAAACAACAACAACAACCUCUUCAGAAACAACCACCACGACAACAACCUCAAACUCCUCCACCUCUUCAUCUUCUUCACCACUACCCUCACAUUCAACUCAAAAACAAACCUCAACAAAGCCCAAAGACGACAAAAACAACAACAAACACCCAACCUACCAUGGAGUAAGAAAACGCAGCUGGGGAAAAUGGGUGUCAGAAAUUCGAGAGCCUCGCAAAAAAUCACGAAUCUGGCUCGGAACAUUCUCAACACCAGAAGCAGCAGCUAGAGCACACGAUGUAGCAGCUUUAACCAUCAAAGGCAAAACCGCAAUCCUCAAUUUUCCUAAUAUUUCAAACAUGCUCCCUAUACCUGCCACGUCAGCACCUAGUGACAUUCAAGCUGCAGCAACAGCAGCAGCAGCUAUGGUUGACUUUGAUGAACCUGUCGCGCACGUGACAGUACAAUGUUGUUCUGAAUCUGAACAAGAACAAGAACAAGAACAAGAGCUUAGUCAAAUUGUUGAACUUCCUAAAAUUAAUGAAGGUGAAGAUGACUCGGUUGUUGACUCAGCUGGUUCUGAGUUUCUUUUGCUUGAUGACUCGGUUAAUAGUACUAACUGGGACGUUUAUCAUCAUCCUCUUACUCCAUCAAUUGGUUUUGAAGAUGGAAUUGAAUUCUAUGCUACUUUUUCUGAUGAUUUUUUAUCACCCAUUUGGGAUUGA
Vicia faba (fava bean) is the source of this 711-nucleotide messenger RNA. Lineage: Eukaryota; Viridiplantae; Streptophyta; Magnoliopsida; Fabales; Fabaceae. The record is from the annotation of a GenBank genome assembly.